GGAGAAAGAUCGUCCUUAUUUGGUGUUUUCAGCGCUGUCGUGUUAGAGGGAGCUUGCUCGGAACUGACUUCAUGCAUCAGUUGGUACACCAUGCUGAUACUGGAGUGUCUCCUACCAUAACAAACCUCUCCGUUCUACAAAGGAUUCUAAGGGGGAAUCAAAAUGUCCAGUGAAAGACAGGGGCGGUCAGAUGACGAGAGUCCAAGCACCAGCAGUGGUAGUUCUGAUGCGGACCAGAGAGACCCGGCGGUGCCGGAGCCGGAGGAGGCGGAGGAGAGAAAACAGCAGCCCCCCACACCUCCUCAGCAACAGAAGAAACCCACCAAAUUAUCCAGCAAGACUACCGCCAAGUUGUCCACUAGUGCUAAAAGAAUCCAGAAGGAGCUCGCUGAGAUCACUCUAGAUCCACCACCUAACUGCAGUGCGGGACCCAAGGGAGACAACAUCUAUGAAUGGAGAUCCACCAUCCUGGGACCACCAGGCUCUGUGUACGAGGGAGGGGUCUUCUUCCUAGAUAUCACCUUCUCAUCCGACUACCCCUUCAAGCCACCAAAGGUGACAUUCCGCACCAGGAUCUACCACUGUAACAUCAACAGUCAGGGUGUGAUCUGCCUGGAUAUCCUGAAGGACAACUGGAGCCCCGCCCUCACCAUCUCCAAGGUGCUGCUGUCCAUCUGUUCCCUGCUCACAGACUGUAACCCUGCUGACCCUCUGGUUGGUAGCAUUGCCACUCAGUACCUGACCAACAGAGCCGAGCAUGACAGGAUAGCCCGACAGUGGACCAAGAGAUACGCCACUUAGAGGUCACGACCCCUAACCCCGUCCUGUCUGAUCCCCUGUCCACCCAGUCCCCCUGCCUGCAGUGUGAAGGUCCCGGAAGGCGACGUCACAUCGUGCAACAAAUCUUUAUAGCCUUUACAAUACGGACUUCUGUGUAUAUGUCUGAUUACUGAUUCUACUCCUCCACAUUUUUUCCCUGCUAUGAGGACUGGGUCUGAAGAGAGACAGAGAGAAAGAUCCAAGCAGGCAUUGUCUCACGUCAGAUAGCGAAGUGUCGCCUCUGUCUGCACUGAUAGUUCAUGGCAACACAGAGCGUUAGAAUGACGCCAUCUGUCGGAAGACAAUGCCCAACAAAAGGUAAAUGUAUAUUGGAGUAGAAUUUUGUCGCUGUAGAUUUUAGUUAUGUUUAAAUGCCUCUACUUGCAAGUCUUGCUUCUUUGGGAUAUUAAAAAAUAAAAUGUAUUUUGUGAUGUAAUAAAGGAAACUAUUCCUAAAGUCUCAACCAAAUAUUAUGGUGCAUUUUAGCCUUCUCCAUUAUCUGUAUGAAGUUAAAGAAGAAAAAACAACUAGCUGAUGUAGAUUAUUAGAGAUGAUGAUGUCAUUUAUAUGAAAGCCAGACACCCAUUUCCAGUUAUGUAGUUACAUUAUACUGUUGUGAUGACUCUGUUUUACCUUGUCAAUUUGUAAUGAAAAUGAGAUUUCAUUGAAACCUUUUUGUAGCUCAACAAAAGAUGAGCCACCACUGUAACAUCCCCAAAACACAAUAAACAUGUCCCCAAGGGUUGAAUUGUA
This is a messenger RNA of Oncorhynchus tshawytscha (Chinook salmon), 1572 nucleotides long. It is a transcript of the gene ube2e3, whose product is annotated as ubiquitin-conjugating enzyme E2E 3 (UBC4/5 homolog, yeast). Gene Ontology annotation, biological process: protein polyubiquitination. The record is from RefSeq and is a predicted model, not a curated record. The transcript is spliced from 6 exons. Gene Ontology annotation, molecular function: ubiquitin conjugating enzyme activity. Lineage: Eukaryota; Metazoa; Chordata; Actinopteri; Salmoniformes; Salmonidae. Bases 163 to 801 code for a protein of 212 amino acids. Gene Ontology annotation, cellular component: nucleus.